This is a messenger RNA of Pipistrellus kuhlii (Kuhl's pipistrelle), 1728 nucleotides long. RefSeq names its product zinc finger protein 134-like. The transcript is spliced from 3 exons. The coding region runs from base 259 to 1503 and encodes 414 amino acids. The record is from RefSeq and is a predicted model, not a curated record. NCBI's taxonomy places the organism in Eukaryota, Metazoa, Chordata, Mammalia, Chiroptera, Vespertilionidae. Gene Ontology annotation, cellular component: nucleus. Gene Ontology annotation, biological process: regulation of transcription by RNA polymerase II. Gene Ontology annotation, molecular function: RNA polymerase II cis-regulatory region sequence-specific DNA binding; DNA-binding transcription activator activity, RNA polymerase II-specific.
GCGGCGGACAUCUUUCUUUGCCUUUUGGCAGGGCCGAGUGUGCAGAGCUUGGCGGGCCCCGUUUGGGCUCCGCGGUGGCGGGAGGGGCCCCGGCCCCGCGGGGAAGAGCCUGGGCGGCGGGGGCGCCCGCGGAGACACGGGUCCGGGCCGGGCCCUCACGGACCGUGACGGCGAGGGCCGCAGCGGUGAGAUCCUUGGUGGCUGCUGGAUUACAACAGGAGAAAGCGCUCUGAUCUCACUGGGAGGUAAUGACUGGCCAUGGCAGGAGGGGCUUGGACCGGCCCAGGGUGCUGCCUUGGGGUGAAGGAUGAAGAGGCGUCUUCUGAGCAGAGCAUUUCUGUGCACGUGUCACGUGUGCGUCCUGCCGCGGGAGGUUCCCCGGCCCAGAUGGCUCACCCGUGUGACACGUGUGGCCCCGUCUUGAAGGAUGUCUUGCAUCCGGAUGCCCACCAGGAAGCCCAUCGCGGACUAAACCCACACCCCUGUGAGGCCUGUGGGAGGCAGUUCGCACGCAGGCCAGGCUUUGACCAGCGCCAGGAGCAGCACAGCGCAGAGACGCCCGUGAGGAGGGGCACAGAGGCCAGGCUUGUGAGGAACGGUGGCGUCUGUGAAGGACCUCACCCCCCAGGGACGCCCUGUGUGUGCAAGGGGGGACGGGAGAGCCACCAGCCAAAGGCCGCCCCCCGCAGGAGGAAGGCCAGGAGCAGCGAGAGCGGGGCGGCCUGCCACCCGGGACACACGCGUUACAGAUGCAGCGAGUGCGGGAAGGCCUUCGGCCGCAGGGACACGCUGGUGCAGCACGAGAAAAUCCACUCCGGGGAGAGGCCCUUCGCGUGCGGCGAGUGCGGGAAGGCCUUCGGCCGCAGGGCCACGCUCCUGCAGCACCAGAGAACGCACUCCGGGGAGAGGCCCUUCGCGUGCGGCGAGUGCGGGAAGGCCUUCGGCCGCAGGGACAACCUCACGCAGCACAAAAGGACUCACACCGGAGAGAUGCCUUACAAGUGUGGCGAGUGUGGCAAGUGCUUCAGCCAUCACUCCAACUUAAUCGUGCACCAGAGGGUGCACAACGGGGCGAGGCCUUACAAGUGCAGCGACUGCGGGAAGGUGUUCCGACACAAGUCCACGCUGGUUCAGCACGAGAGCAUCCACACCGGAGAAAGCCCUUACGCCUGCCGUGAUUGUGGGAAGUCCUUUGGCCACAGGUACACCCUCGUCAAACACCGGAGAAUUCACACCGCGAGCAGGCCCUUCGAAUGCACUGAGUGCGGGAAAUUCUUUAGCCGGAGCUCUGACUUCAUCGCACACCAGAGAGUUCACACGGGUGAGAGGCCUUUUGUGUGCAGCAGGUGCGGGAAAGAUUUCAUAAGGACCUCCCACCUGGUUCGGCACCAGAGAGUUCACACCGGAGAAAGGCCCUAUGAGUGCAGCGAGUGCGGGAAGGCCUACAGCUUGAGCUCCCACCUCGUUCGGCACCAGAAGAUCCACACGGCAGGAAGGCUGUAGGAGUGCUUUCCACACGGACUCACAUGGAGAGGAAGACAUCAGUCAGAUGUUGAACUUCGUAUAUGUGAACAUUAACACUGGGGAGACACCUUGUUAGGGCAGUUAGGGGUGAUCAGGCUGGCAGGGGUGGGGGGCAGUUAGGCACAGCAGACCAGCAGCAGAGGCGGUUAGGGGCAAUCAGGCAGGCCAGUGGUUAGGAACCAGGGGUCUCGGAUUGGAGAGGGU